Molecule: messenger RNA, 1416 nt
Organism: Neodiprion virginianus
Lineage: Eukaryota; Metazoa; Arthropoda; Insecta; Hymenoptera; Diprionidae
Product: probable methyltransferase-like protein 25
Exons: 4
Coding region: 1-1281 (426 amino acids)
Source: RefSeq, a predicted model, not a curated record
AUGUCUUUGUUUAGUGAGCACUUGGAGAAGGUAGCCACAGUUUUAACUUCGUAUCAAGCUUUGAUAGAUUCUCAUCUUGUCGAUUUCAUAACUGAAAAUUUAUGGGAUCAGUGCUUACCAAAAUCACUGCGGAACGAGCUAGAAACACUUAGCUCCAAUUCAAUCAUUAAUGCUAAUUUUUAUGGCCAGGAAUCCACUACCCCAGAGCUGUAUAAGUUCUGUAAACUUAUCAAUGCGCUGUCUUUGGACAAAUGUAACCUGGUAUACGAUCUGAGAGACAUACCAGACCUCUUCUUGGAAUGGGGAAUCGAUUUGAAGAAUUUGGAGUCAAAAAUUCACAACAGCAGACUUGAUUUUAUGAAUGCGAAAAAAUCCUACGAAGUGGAAAUUGUUGCUAGAAUCACUUCGUCUUUGGCCGAAAUUCAUUCUAGCGCUGUUAUUGAUGCUGGAGCAGGAAAAGGCUAUCUCUCUCAACACAUUUCGGAGAAAUACAAAAUUCCCGUCUUAGCCAUAGAUUCUUCAGACAUUGCUUACAGAGGUGCUAUCAGAAGACAAAAUAUAUUACAGAAAAAACCCAACCAAAGUUCUCAUUUGGUCCAUCAUCUGGCACAGCGCAUAGAUGAAUUUACAGAGUUUGCAGAGUUAGCAGAGAAAUAUUUUCCUACCUGGAGUUUGAGCGAAAAUUUAACGCUUACGGGCCUCCAUACUUGUGGUUCUUUAGGCCAUUCGGUUAUAAAAGCAUUUCUAAAAACUGACUGUAUAAAAUCUCUCUGUCUAGUCACGUGUUGUUACCAUUUAGCCGAGACCUCACUCGGCGGGAAACUGAACAUUUCAAAAAAUGCCAAAAUGCUAGCUCAGCAGUCGGUUCAGCGUUCGUGCCAAAAUGAGUAUUCCUUAUCACCAACACUUCACUACAGAGCAGUUUUUCAAGUUCUCCUUCAUUCACUGGGCAUGCAGGAUGUUAAAGUGGGACGCGGUGCACCAGUGGACAAUUUCGUUACUUACGCCAAGUGGGCAUUAAAUAAAAUUGGGCUGGAUCCAACACAGAUUCCUCCUGACAAUGUCAUUGAAGAGCUGUACUCUUCCCAUGAAAGUUUCAAGGCGAAAAUGGAACUUUUUCAAACCUUGAGAAUUCAACUUGGAUCUGUUAUAGAAUCUGCAAUUCUAUUGGACAGAAUUAUUUAUUUAGAGGACAGUAAGGUUUGCUCAAACUUUGCUCUGGUGCGACUAUUUGAUCCUCUCAUAUCCCCGAGGUGCUAUGGAAUAAUUGCCAUAAAGUAAUGCAAUCCUUACACACCAUUUUAUCCUUCUAUUGAAAAAAUACUUGAGGAUAUAAAAAUUGAUAACUUAUAUUUAUAGAAAUAUGAAGAAUAAAUAAAAAUUGCAAAUUAUUAAAAAGUUAUAUUUAUCAACGAA